CGUCUCCGCCGUGAUUGGUGCGCGGUAGCCGGUCGUUAGCGACGGCGAUGGCGGAGCCGACAGCGGCCGCGGGAACGGGGGGUGAGGUCGGGGAUUGGGUCCGGGAUUUUGGAGAUCAGGGCACUGAUGUGAAAACAGAGAACAACUCUCUGUCACCAGGAGUUGCUGACCAUGAAAAGGAGCUUGCAAACAACGCUUAUCAAGCUUACACAUCAGGGCAGUUCGACACUUGCCUCCAGUACCUGUGUCAUCUGCAAGAACUAAACAAGGAUGAUUACAAAAUAUCCUUGAAUAAAGCAGUGGUGGAAUUCUAUAAAAAUGGGCAGACCUUGACAGACACCUUGAGGCAGACACUCAACUUGCUGAAAAAUCAGGUCCAUUCCACAGUGGAAGAAAUGGAUGGAUUGGACGAUGUUGAGAACAGUAUGCUCUAUUACAACCAAGCAAUUAUUCUUUACCACCUGAGGCAGUACACUGAAGCUAUAUCCAUUGGGGAGAAACUUUACCAGUUCAUCGAACCCUUUGCAGAAGAGAAAUUUGCCCAGGCCCUGUGUUUCUUGCUCGUUGACCUUUAUCUAUUGACGUACCAGCCUGAGAAAGCUUUGUUGCUGCUUGCAGUUCUGGAAAAGAUGAUCUCACAAGGGAACAACAAAAAUGGCAAGUCUGGUGAGGCUUGCAAAGAUGCUGCCAGUCAGAAGGUUGAUGCCGGAGUUAUGGUGGAAGCUGCCAAGUCUAAAAUUCAUCAGUGUAAAGUAAGAGCUUAUGUCCAGAUGAAAUCUUUGAAGGCUUGUAAACGAGAAAUCAAAUCUGUUAUGAAUACUGCUGGAAAUUCGGCUCCAUCACUGUUUCUGAAGAGCAAUUUUGAAUAUUUAAGGGGGAAUUAUCGAAAAGCAGUGAAACUAUUGAACAGUGCCAACAUCACAGAUCAUCCUGGGUUUCUCAGCACAGGUGAAUGCAUUCGAUGCAUGUUCUGGAAUAAUCUUGGAUGUAUCCAUUUUGCCAUGGGAAAACACAAUCUAGGAAUUUUCUACUUUAAAAAGGCAUUGCAGGAGAAUGACGUUGCCUGUGUGCAGUUGACAGGGUCGAGCACAGAUCAUGGGAAGAAGUUUUCAGGGAGACCAAUGAGUUCCCUACUGACAAACAAGCGUUAUGAAUUGUUGCACAACUGUGGAAUCCAACUAUUGCACAUAGGCAGGCCCUUGGCAGCUUUUGAGUGCCUGAUGGAGGCAGUCCAGGUGUACCAUUCCAACCCACGUCUUUGGUUAAGGCUGGCAGAGUGUUGCAUUGCUGCCAACAAGGGGACGUCAGAACAAGAGACCAGAGGGCUGCCAAGUAAAAAAGGGAUUGUACAAUCGAUCCUAGGUCAAGGCUAUCAUCGAAAGAUAGUGUUGGCAUCACAGUCCAUGCAGAACACUGUGUACAAUGACGGGCAGUCUUCAGCCAUUCCCGUAGCCAGCAUGGAGUUUGCGGCCAUCUGUCUAAGAAAUGCAUUGCUUCUGCUCCCUGAAGAUCAACAAGAGAUGAAGAAAGAUAAUGGAUUAAGACAUUUCAAUCAGUCAGGCAAUAGUGAAACUAACAAUGAAAGUGGUGAGACAUGCAGUGGCAAGCCUCACGAAGGGGAAAAAUACCUGGUUCCAGGCCCACCAUCGUCUCCAUUAAGGAAGCAGGAGUUAGACAAUUUGAGGUGCUCCAUUCUGGCUGGUAGUGCAUAUGUUGCCCUUGCACUCGGUGACAACCUAAUGGCCUUAAAUCAUGCAGAGAAUCUUCUACAGCAGCCCAAAUUGUCUGGAUCUCUAAAGUUUCUGGGUCACUUGUAUGCAGCAGAAUCCCUCAUCUCACUGGACAGAAUCUCUGAUGCCAUCACUCAUUUGAAUCCUGAAAAUGUUACUGACGUGUUCUUGGGAGUUUCUUCAAAUGAACAGGACCAAGGUUCUGACCGAGGAGAAAAUGAACAGAUGGAAAGCUCUGGGAAACAGAUACUGCAGUGUUACCCUAAUUCCGUUACAUCAGCUCGUGCAAUGAUGCUCUUUAACCUUGGCAGUGCAUAUUGUCUACGCAGUGAAUAUGACAAGGCACGCAAGUGCCUUCAUCAGGCUGCAUCAAUGAUUAGUCCCAAAGAGAUUCCACCAGAAGGCAUCUUACUGGCUGUUUAUCUUGAGCUACAGAAUGGCAACACGCAGUUGGCACUACAGAUCAUCAAAAGGAAUCAGUUACUGCCCUCGGUGAAAGCUCUGAAUUCAGAUGUGAGGAAGAAGCCGGUGUUUCAGUCCAUCCAGACCGUGCAGCCACCGCCGUUCAGUACUGUCCAGCGGAAGUGAUUCUGCAGUACUCAAAUCCAUUUGCUGCCUUCAAGACCGUUCCCGUGCUGGGGAAGAGGCUCGGGUUGGAGGGGUAAACCCUACGAAGCACUGCAGCUCUCAGCCAUCCAAUGAUGGAAGAUAGGAAUUUUUUGAACAUCCAGUGUUAGGGAUACAAGAACCAGUCAGUAUAGGGUGAUCAACCUUGGACUCAAAUGCUCACUGAAGGUAAACGUGCACAGUUUCAGUGUGUUUCUGGAGUUUGGAGGUUUAUCAAGUUUUUAACAUUUUGUUUUAUGAUAAUGGUUUGUAACUGCAGCAUUUAUAGCUGAACAGAUGUGUUUCCUGUUACAUUAGCAGCAAUUAAAGUAACCCAAUGAAAACCUUAUAUGCUAAGAACACUUUCAUAUGGCAUUUUAGUUGUCCGUCUCAUAUGGUGCAUAUGUUAUAAAACUCUUCUUGAUAUCUCGCCCUUUCAUUGAACUGUCAUGGAAUUGCUGAUUGAGUUUGAUUCUGGAAGUACAAUUAGCAAAAUUAAAAUGAUGGAACUAUUCUUCCCACUAAGCAGAAUUUAUACAAAUCCUCUUGGUUCACCUUCUAAAGUGUUGGUGAUGUUAUCUGCCUGAGCCUAGGAGACAAUGAGAGGAGGGGAGGCAGAACAUUUGAGACACUAUAGAAUAUCUUUAGGAAUGCAAUUUCCUUAAGUAUCACAGAUGUUCUAAUGUGAGUUUCACUAACUAGUUGAAGUCCUGUCUUAAUCAAACCAGUGACAUUUUGUAAAUAGCAUUUUACCUGGUCUUCACUUCUUGCUGCUUUUCAGCAGUAACUACUUUUUCUUUCUGGAAAUACAGUAUACCAUGUAAAGAAGCCUAGAGAAAGAAACUUGUAAAAAAAAUAUAUUGAAAUUUAUCUGAUUAAUAAAUGAAGAAGGCAUUAUCAUGAAUUUUUGAUCCAGAAAUUUGUAAAAGGAACCAAAAUGAAAUGUGCUCUUUCUUUACCAAUUUCCAGCCUGGCUUUCAAAGGAUUCUGAGAGAGCAGGGAGAAAGGGAAUCGAGGUGUAGAAAAUGUAGAGCCACCGGAAAGAGCUGGGGUAAGGAGCUGACUAGAUUACACCUGCAGGCAGCUGGCACAUAUUCGAUGGCCUGAGUGUUUGGAAGCAUCACGGGGGAGGACAUCAUUUGAUUUUCUCAGAGAGCUCCUUGGCCACGGUUAUUUUCCAACCUGUAAUUCUCAGUGCUGAAACUAAAUUCAGCCCUUUGUGUUCAGUUACACAGCGUUGCCUCAGAACCUACCAAGAGCGUCAUCCCAACCCAUGUAUCAGGUCUAAUUGAUAUCAGAGAACAAGCUGCAAUCUGAAGAUAUUAUAGCUCAUGAAUCCUGCCUACAGUCAGAGGCCCACUGGUGACAUUAGAUCAAGAGGGUAAGGUUCCAAUUUAUCACAAACUGCCUGGUCAAACAAGGGUACUCAAACAUUGCAAAUGAAAUGAUAUUUUGGAAACAUUGUUGACUCUGAUUGUGAAUAAAGAACAAAUGUAAAUUCUG
Messenger RNA from Hypanus sabinus (Atlantic stingray), 3839 nucleotides. RefSeq names its product CCR4-NOT transcription complex, subunit 10 (gene cnot10). The record is from RefSeq and is a predicted model, not a curated record. Bases 48 to 2318 code for a protein of 756 amino acids. Gene Ontology annotation, molecular function: protein binding. Lineage: Eukaryota; Metazoa; Chordata; Chondrichthyes; Myliobatiformes; Dasyatidae. Gene Ontology annotation, cellular component: CCR4-NOT complex. The transcript is spliced from 19 exons. Gene Ontology annotation, biological process: negative regulation of translation; mRNA catabolic process.